CUUGGUCCUUGUUGCUGAAAAGCCAUUCCUGUUGCACCUUCUCUCGUCGCAAUGAUUUUCGCCUUGCUCCUCGCUCCACUCAUGUGCACCGCUCAAACAAUUCCGGCAGAUAUAUACCCCCUCAACAUGAAUUUCUCCGUGUUCAGACCAACAGCAAGCCUAGAUGUUGUGUACAGCAUGCUUUCAAGGUACACUACCAACAAAGCGACUCCAAUUGCCUUCAUAUUUGACGAGAAAAUCACUUCUAACCCCCGUACCUGGAUGGACCCCUGUUAUGAGCGGUUCUUCGAAACUCCUGAUGCAUAUUUUACUGUGUUUUGGAAGGACGUCACUACUAUCACAAUGUAUUGUGAAGUCUACGUCCUAUCAAGUGUGGUUGCCUCAAAAAUUCCACCAACGUUCCCUGCAAAUAUGCUAGUCCGUAUCGAAGAAUUCGUACCGAGAUGCCCAUAAAUUAUUACUGAAGUUGAUACUAUUCCUUUUUCUACCCCGCCAUUUAUUUUAGCACUCAAUAUUUCGAUUUUAAUUCUUUCGUGAAUGUUCACUUCAAUAGUAUUUUUCUAACCAUAAUACCAUUAGUGUACCCAUAAUAGUACCUAUAAUAGAGCCUAAUAGUAAUAGUACCCUGAAGUUUUUCUUCAAAUGUUAAUAAAAAAUGCAGUUAAUUUUUUU
Messenger RNA from Caenorhabditis elegans, 672 nucleotides. RefSeq lists its product as uncharacterized. The transcript is spliced from 4 exons. The coding region runs from base 52 to 453 and encodes 133 amino acids. NCBI's taxonomy places the organism in Eukaryota, Metazoa, Nematoda, Chromadorea, Rhabditida, Rhabditidae. The record is from RefSeq and is marked reviewed.